AGUGCAGCAACUAACAUCGGCGGGAUCAGUUCGGUUUCAUAACAACGGCGUUUUACGACUUUUGGAACCCGUUUAAGUCAAGCUUCGGCGGCUGAGUGUGUUAUUGCAAUCGUUUUUUUUUUUUUUUUAUUUUCGAUUUUUUCCAAUUGUGCACUUUACGUUGUUGUUGGCGGUGCUUGAAACACCUGUUUUUCGAGUGGGCGGAUUCCACUAAAGACGCUUAUAACAGUUGCCUGUAGCAGAACUACCGCGGCAAAAAUGGUGAAACGCAACCUGAUCCUAACAGUGAUCAGGCACUCGUUGGCCAUAGUGCUGCUGAUGAUCGUCAGUGAAGUGCGGUCCCGGCAGGAUUAUUACUACAGCUACCAGGAUCCGUACGACGACGAUCUUUCGCUGUGGAUCAACGAACAGCAGGUGAAGAUCUUCAGUGGGGUAGCCACAAAAAUUUACGCCAUCGACAAUGGGCGCGUCUCUCCGCAUAUCCGCGAUCCGAUGUUUAGUCAGUAUCUGCCGGUUAUUCCAUCGGAAGUGAGCUGCGUUAACUUCACCUGGAAAGCCGGCACGAAAAAGUACCACUACAACUUCGAUCGGCUAAUGUCCGAGGACGAGUCGGUGCUAAAACCUCCGACAAUCUCGAUAAAAACCACUGGACGAGUACCGAAGAACGCUAAGGAGUUCAGUGUUGCACUGCCCUGUUCAGGCAACGUGUCGGGCAUCGCGGUUUUCAGCAUUGGACUCCUGAUACAGAGUCGCAAGGGUAAACCGGUGCCCGGUACGCCACUCCGAAUCAAGCUCCGUAAGGAAUGUGCACAUAGAGGUGUGUAUGAUAGACCUUCUUCUCUAGCACCUUCGCAAGGACCUGAUCCGGAGUGUGAUCGCAAGUGCGCCAACAAGGGCGUCUGCAAUGAGGACAAGAUCUGCGUCUGUCCCGAGGGUUACAUGGGUCAAUACUGUCAGACGGCGCUCUGCUAUCCGCAGUGCAUGAACGGCGGGAACUGCACUGCACCGGGAAACUGCUCGUGUCCACCCGGUUACCAAGGACGACACUGCGAAGGAGGAAUUUGCUUUGAAAAAUGCCUAAAUGGAGGAAAAUGCAUCCAAAAAGACAAGUGCGAAUGUACCAAGGGUUACUACGGGCUGCGGUGUGAGCUGUCGAAAUGUGUAAUCCCUUGUCAGCAUGAAGGCAAGUGUAAAGGAGUGAACAAGUGCCGCUGCAAACCAGGUCUUAGCGGGGAUCAUUGCCAGAUUGGGCGUCGCGUGCGAUCGACUUGUAAAAAACCGUGCAAACACGGGACGUGCAAUCCGGACCGCACCUGCACCUGCCAUUCCGGAUGGUCCGGAAAACACUGUAAUAAAAAAGAAAAGCAGAGCCGCAGUUCCAAACAGUCGCAGAGAUAAUAACGAUCAUUUCCUACUAGAGAAAUCGCAACGCCUGCAGCUUGUCAACGGACACCCGCUCUGUUUAAGUGUAUGACAUUUUAUUGGUUUCUUUCCUCUAUGCCUCUCUAGCGCAGAGCUCACGGAGAGAUUAAGGCCACAUGUGUAUUUUGUUGUGAUAAAUAAACGAAAAUUUAUAGUUUCUCAGUAUUGAAGCUAAACAAACGGAAA
Messenger RNA from Wyeomyia smithii (pitcher-plant mosquito), 1608 nucleotides. Its product is annotated as protein shifted-like. The record is from RefSeq and is a predicted model, not a curated record. NCBI's taxonomy places the organism in Eukaryota, Metazoa, Arthropoda, Insecta, Diptera, Culicidae. Gene Ontology annotation, cellular component: cell surface; extracellular region. Gene Ontology annotation, molecular function: signaling receptor binding. The transcript is spliced from 7 exons. Gene Ontology annotation, biological process: anatomical structure development. Bases 259 to 1398 code for a protein of 379 amino acids.